Ziziphus jujuba (common jujube) is the source of this 2057-nucleotide messenger RNA. Its product is annotated as pollen-specific leucine-rich repeat extensin-like protein 1. NCBI's taxonomy places the organism in Eukaryota, Viridiplantae, Streptophyta, Magnoliopsida, Rosales, Rhamnaceae. The transcript has 3 exons. The coding region runs from base 894 to 1760 and encodes 288 amino acids. The record is from RefSeq and is a predicted model, not a curated record.
CAUAUAUGCCAAUAUAUCACAAGUAAGAAUCACAAUUUUGUACUUAAGGAUAUAAGAAAAUGCAUUAUAAACAAAGUUCCUGCCUUAUGUUUCUGUUAAGCAUACUUCAUAUUCUGGUAUGAGCAUGUGAGCAAUGAGUUUCUUAUAAUCCAGAUAAACUAAGCAGUUCCUACUAUGAAAAAGGAAAUUAAGAUGUUAAAAUCCUGGAAGCCAAUCCUUUCAAGGGAAUUAAUUCAUCUAAUAAGCUGAACUAGUUAACAAUUUCUAUCUCUGUUGUGUUUUAUGUUUGGCAAUGGACCUUUGGCCUUGCAUUUAGUAGAUCUAAGUAUAAUAAUAUUGUAAUUCCACUGUAUCAAAAACUUUUCUCGGCAAGCUUCUGAAAUUUCAAUAAAUAAUGGAUAUACAAGCUGAGGGAAGAGAAAGUGAGAGGUUGAGGUGUCUCUUUGAGUAGAAAUCAAGCAAAACAAAAGUGCAGAAAACAAAACAUUCUCUCUUUAUUUCAUAUUUCUCAUCUUCCAAGCAAGAAUAUAUACCAUAUAACAUUACAAGGUGGAAAGAAAAUUCAUUUGUACACCUCUCUCAAAAUCACACUCUCUCUUACACUUGUUAUCUUUAUCCCAUGCAUAUUUCACUUACAUUUUUGUAGCAAUGUCUGAGUACAAAGAAAUUAAAAAGAAUCAUCUUUUACUUAUUCCAUGUAGAUGUAUAAUAGUAUCUUUUGAAUACCCACUCUCUUUUUCCUGUUAACUUGCUUCUGGCCUGUCUGCCUAAGCUGCGGCCCUAUAUCAAUCUAAUUCCGAAGCGUCACCAUUGAAAGGAAAGCUGAAGCAGCAAACCCUUUUGCAAGCUCUACAUAUUUUGCGCUUAAUCAGAGCAACUAGCUAGGUACUUUAAUGGAGUCAAGUAUAAAGCACACGAGAUUGAGCAUUUUAAUUGCUUAUAUCUCCAUUUCAGCUACCAUCCUAUUCAUUCAAACUGAUGCAAGAAGCUACCCAAUACUACCACAACCCAAAAGCACAACCAGUGAAUCAGUGAAGAAGUUAAAAGCACUAAAUCACCUUGGCAUUGAUCACAAACCGUCGGAUUCCUUCAAUCUUGAACCGUCUGAUGUGAGCUCCCCUUUCUCUCUACCACCGUUUGAUUCACUAUCCCCAUUAUCAUUACCCGGAAAUGUUCCACUUCCUCCAUUCUGUGUCAAUCCCCCAUUUACCCCACAAACACCACCCAAAACCCCACAUUCAGAACCACCACCACCACCACCACCACCACCACCACCACCUUCUUCUACAAGUUCCAUUGGGCCCAAAUCCCCUCCGCAUAGCCCACCACCAAGCACACCUGGCUAUGUAUCAAGCCCAGCUCCUAGCCCAACUCUGAGCCCACACCCACCAAAACCUUCACAAAGCCCACCCAAGCAUGGACCCAGCCCACCAGUGGUUUACCCACCACCUUCUGGGCCAUCACCACCUUCACAUAAGAAACCUCAGUUUGCCAUUUGGUGUGUUGCUAAGCCAACUGUACCCGACCCAAUAAUCCAAGAAGCCAUGGACUAUGCCUGCGGGUCGGGUGCGGAUUGCAAAUCGAUUCAACCAAAUGGGUCAUGCUUCCAACCCGAUACUUUGGUGGCCCACGCUUCAUAUGCUUUCAAUAGCUAUUGGCAGAACACCAAGGCUGGUGGAGGAACUUGUGAUUUUGGAGGAACUGCCAUGCUUGUCACAGUUGAUCCAAGUUCUGGUAAAUGCCAUUUCAUCUACGACUGAAAGAAGCAUGAGUAUUAAAGACGAUUAUUUGCUGGGUUUUAGAGACCAAUUAAUAAAAUAAAUACCAUAUCCUGGAUUCUCUCGAGCAUGAGUUUUGCAAGCACACUAAUUAAAACAUUUUAUUAGAUGGGAUUCCAUAUGUAUAAUCACGAUUUUGGAUAUAGAUAUAUCUAUUAUUUAUGAACUAGAUCUUCCACUUUUUGUGCUUUUCAUUAUCUCAGUGCCACGUGCUAGUAUGGAUGUACGAUAUUAUUAUUAUUAUUACAAAUAGUUCUCAGCAGUACCAAAUAAAUGAAG